AUGCCAUAUUUCAGUCAAAAAUUCAAUUUGAUUCAAUUUGCAGAAGUGACAAGCGCAUGUAUCCACUUACCACAGAGAAAUUUAGAAAUUUCAAAAAACUUUCAAUAUCAACCUCAACUCAUCCCAUCAGAUCCCCCAUCCAACCUCAUCCUCUUCAUCCCCCAUUUCUUUAAACCCUCUUCACCUUUACCUUUCUCUCAUUAUCUUGAUCGUCUUCUCUGUGACGUCCGCACUACCUCUUCUACCACUCCAUCCCUUCAACUCAUAGUCCCCAUGGGUUCCAAAUCUAAGACUGCCGCUCCAGUCGACAAGAAGGCCACUUCGUCGUCGCAGCCUUCUUCAAAAGUCAAGCCUUCAGCUCCAAAGGUAGUCCCUACACCAAUCAAGGAGAAGAAAGAAAAACUUGAUAAGAAAUCGAAAUCGAAAUCUAAGGACGCUACGAAAGAAAACACACCAUCCAAGAAGGAAACGACCAAAGACAAGAAGGCAUUUGGAGAGCCACUGAAGACUAAAUCUGCUUCACCUUCCAAGCCUGCUGCUCUCUCUGAAUCCGGUAAAAAGUCAAAGUCAAGCAAAUCUACCAACGGGGCCAAAGCCAAACCUUCCAAAAAGCCUGUCUCCGAAUCCGAUUCUGACAGUGAUGAUUCCGACUCCAGCGAACCGGAAGAGAAGUCAAAGGCUUCGACCGUUAAACCCGUCAAGGCCGCCAAAGCAUCUGAUUCUGACAGCGACUCAGAUGACAGUGAUGAUGAUUCCGAGGUUCCUGCUGCAAAGCCUGCGCCUGCAGCACUGAAUGGUAACAAGACCAAGGCUUCAACCAAGGCCGCCGAGUCAUCCGAAGACUCCGACGACUCUGACUCCAGUGAAGAUGAGGAUGCAAAGGCUGCACCAACCAAGGCAAAUGCUGCUUCUGCCUCUACCAAGGCCGCCGCUAAAGAUGACUCUUCAGAUAGUGAUGACAGUGAUGACUCUGACGAAUCCGCACCGGCCAAGACCGCAGCUGCCCCUGCACCUGUUGUCGCCAAGGACGCUUCAUCGGGAUCUGAUUCAGAUUCUGGAAGCGAGUCCGAAUCCGAUACCGAAAUGUCGGACCCCAAGCCCGAAACACCAGUAGCUCAAAAUGGAAAGAACAAACGCAAAGGCGAUACCGAGGAUGGAUCUGCUAAGAAGGCGAAAACCGAUGACGCUUCAGGCGAUAUCAAGAAUCUCUUUGUUGGAGGUCUCUCAUGGAAUGUGGAUGAUGAUUGGUUAAAGAAAGAAUUCGAAAAAUUUGGGGAGGUGAUUUCUGCGCGGGUCAUCACCGAGCGAGGCACUGAGAGGAGUAAAGGUUUUGGAUACGUAGACUUCGCUUCUCCUGAAGAUGCACGGAAGGCAGUAGAGGCAAUGGCCGGAACUGAAAUCGACGGUCGCACGAUCAACGUUGACUUUUCAGCACCUAAACCAGAACGACCUCCUCAAGAGAAGCGCAGCUUUGGUCAAGAAGAACUUUCAGCCCCUACGACUACUCUGUUUAUUGGCAACCUACCCUUCAGUGCCACACAAGAUUCAGUCUAUGAGGCAUUUUCCGAGUAUGGGGAUAUCAAUUCCGUUCGAUUACCUACCGAUCCCGAGACCGAACGUAUCAAGGGUUUUGGUUACGUUGAAUUUGCUACUCAAGAAGCUGCUACAGCGGCUGUCAAUGUAGGUCGAGGUGACGGUAUUUACAUUGAUCAACGUCAGGCUCGACUAGACUACAGCCAGCCUCGAGCGCCAGGUGGUGACCGUGGUGGUCGCGGCGGGGGUAGAGGUGGAGGUCGUGGGUUUGGAGGCGGUCGCGGAGGAGGUGGACGUGGUGGAGGAUUUGGGGGCGGUCGAGGUGGAGGUGGCCGCGGAGGAGGUUUCGGGGGUGGUCGAGGUGGAGGUGGACGCGGUGGAGGCCGUGGUGGAGGCGACAGUGGAUGGGGUGCCCGUGCCAAAGUGACAGGUGCUAUGGUCGAAUCGGCUGGAACGAAGAAAAAAUUCUGAAGGAAGAAAGAACAGUGUAGGUAUCUCCUCUUCAAUACCUCAAUACCUUUUAUUCUUUCUUCCAUUCUUUCCUGCCUCGGUCAUAUGGUCAUGAUGCGAUUCGAACUCUCAAUCCCGAGGGGUAAUGGCUCGUCAUCAGCCUGCCAAAAUCGUGUUCACUCUACGCGUCUCUUCUUCUACGGGUUUCUUUCUGGGUUACAUUCUAUAUCUGUUCUGUUUCUAGAGGCUACACCGGUCCGAUCUUAAGGACCGUUUGGAUUAGCAAAUACAAAAUAUCUGAGGCUCAUUUGAGCUUUCAUAAUACAUGAUGAUAAAAAAAAGUGAACGACUUCUUUUGACGGAUCUUUGUGGCGAAUGGUCAUUCUUUUCUGUUACUAUGUUUUUUGUGUAUCAUCGUCAUUGCAGUCGGUUUAUGGUAUCAUGGUUGAGAAUCAUUUGUGGUUGGAUGUGUCCCAUUGAGCUUUAGAUGUACGUCGUGAAGGCUUUUGAAUGCUCUGAAAAUGUGAAUAAAGUGGGAUUUCAGUC
This is a messenger RNA of Melampsora larici-populina 98AG31, 2529 nucleotides long. RefSeq lists its product as uncharacterized. The record is from RefSeq and is a predicted model, not a curated record. Gene Ontology annotation, molecular function: mRNA binding. Bases 1 to 2004 code for a protein of 667 amino acids. NCBI's taxonomy places the organism in Eukaryota, Fungi, Basidiomycota, Pucciniomycetes, Pucciniales, Melampsoraceae. The transcript is spliced from 8 exons.